Messenger RNA from Epinephelus fuscoguttatus (brown-marbled grouper), 3166 nucleotides. RefSeq lists its product as uncharacterized. The transcript has 5 exons. Lineage: Eukaryota; Metazoa; Chordata; Actinopteri; Perciformes; Serranidae. The record is from RefSeq and is a predicted model, not a curated record. Gene Ontology annotation, molecular function: protein binding. The coding region runs from base 1 to 1341 and encodes 446 amino acids.
AUGAUCACCAAGGCGGUUUUCCUUCUUGCAUUAUUUGGAAUUGCAUCUUCCAAACUCCCACACAGAAGGAGAUGUGAUCCAGAGGAAAUACAAGAGACACCAACUCUUUGCUCAAAUUACAAAAACAUUUUACACCUUGAUGAUGUCCAGACAAAACUCGAAGAGAAACAAAUGAUGCUGCAACAAAGAAUGGAUGCCAUGGAAGGUAGGACAAGACUUCAGCUCGAAGCUGCAAACAAUAACAUCAGUGCGCUCAAAAGAUUAGUGACAAACCUUUCAAGUGCAGUAAAUGAACUUGAAAAGAUUAAGUCACAAACUGAGAGGGAAUUCAGAGAGGCAAAGACACAGCUGGAGAAACACCAAGUUGACAUAGUCAGUCUGAAGAGAGAAGUUCAACAACUUGGCAACCGUGGGGAAAGAAUGAAGGGAAACUUAAGUGACAUUGAAGAGCAACUCCAUACAGCUGAAAGGCAGUUAAAGGAGAAGAAAGCCAAGCUUGAAAAUCUGGAGACAGAAACUGAGGCUAGGUUUAGUGACACACAGAGACUUCUGAAUCUGUAUAAGAAUGAACUUUCCCACCUUAACUCAACGGCCCUGGAGCUUGAAGUCAAAGUCAAAGCCCGUCUGGAGGCCACAGAGAUGGAACUGCAAGCUAAAGUGGAGAAAUUUCAAAACAACAGUACAGCUUUCAGCGCAAAACUGAACAACCAAAAGGCUGAAGUUGAUGAAUUUAAGGAAGAAACUGAAAUUAUAUUGAGGAAUGUUGAUUUACAGCUGAAAGCACAAAAAACUACAGUGGACCGGCAGAAGGCUGAAAUUGACACUCUCAAGAACGACACGGCAGGAUUAAAAUACAGACUGGGGUCAACUGAAGAAAAAGUUGUUGAACUAGGUAAACUCAAACUUGAGGUGAACAGCAUUAAAGCAGAAGUCAGUGCCAAGGUGGCAUUUUCUGCCACUGUAAUCGAAUCUCAUGAUGUGUUCACUGGACCCUACACUGCUGGCACUAGCAGAAUUCUGAUCUUUAACAGAGUCUUCACCAACAUUGGCAACGCUUACAAUGGUACAACAGGCAUCUUCACUGCUUCCCUGAAGGGGGUUUACCACUUUUCAUUCAUGACUUUUGGCUACAACAGCCACACUUCAGGAGCCAUCCUGGUGAAAAACGGGCAAUACCAAGUGAGUACCUGGGAGUUCACAGGACCAGAUACCAGCGACACCACCAGCAACACAGUAAUCCUUGAACUGAAUGUCAGAGACACCGUCAAUGUCAUCCUGUGGGAUGGUGGAAAAAUACAUACAAGUGUCUUCACUGGAUUCCUCAUCUUCCCAACAUCUUAGAUGUUUAGGGUAAAGAAUGUAAAUUUCUGUGGGUUACUUCGGCAAGUAAAGUUACAUUCAUUGGGUUUGGGCAUGUAAAGUCACGUAUUUAACAUUAUGAAAAUAAUGUACGCUAGCUUUAGGCUAUGUUAGGGUUAGGCAAGUGAUGUUACUUAAGUUAACUUUGACAAGCAAAGUUAUGUAGGUUAGAUUAGGCAAGUGAACUUACAUACACUAACUUCAAGCAAGUAAAGUUAAGGAUAUUGGGUUUGGGCGAGUAAGGUCACAUAUGUUUGCUUUAGCAAAUAAAGUUACAUACCUUAGCUUUAGGCAAAUAAAGUUACAUAGGUUAGGUUUAGUCCAAUAAAGUUAGAUAGGUUAGGUUUAGGCAAGUAAAGUUAUGUGCGUUCGCUUUGGCAAAUAAAGUUAUGUACGUUAGCUUUAGGCAAGUAAAGUUACAUAUAUUAGUUUUAGGCAAAUGAAGUUAUGUACCUUAGCUUUAGGCAAAUAAAGUUACGCAUGUUAGCUUUAGGCAAAUAAAGUUAUGUAGGUUAGCUUUAGGCAAGUAAAUUUAUGUUCAUGGGGAUUGGGCAAGUAAGUUAAGCUCAUGUACGUUAGCGUUAGCCAAAUAAAGUUAUGUAGGUUAGCUUCAGGCAAAUAAAGUUACAUACAUUAGCUUUGGCAAGCAAAGUUUAGUAGGUUACAUUUAGGCAAGAAGACAAGUAAAGUUAUGCAUGUUAGCUUUAGGCAAUUAAAGUUAUGUGCAUUAGCUUUAGGCAAGUAAAGUUACCUACGUUAGCUUUGGUAAGUAAAGUUAGGUAUGUUAGCUUUAAGCAAAUAAAGUUAUGCAGGUUAGGUUAGGCAAGUUACAUAUAUUACUUUUAGGCAAGUAAAGUUACUUAGGUUAGGCUUCGGAGAAUAAAGUUACGUAUAUUCGCUUUGGCACGUAAAGUUUUGUAGGUUAGGCAAGUAAAGUUACAUAUAUUAGACAGGAAAAGUCACAUAUGUAUGUUAGCUUUAGGCAAGUAAAGUUAUGUUCAUUGGGUUUGGGCAGGUGAAGUCACAUACAUUAGCUUUAGCCAAAUAAAGUUACGUAACGUUACCUUAAAUUUAGGCAAACAAAGUUACGCAUGUUAGCUUUAGGCAAAUAAAGUUAUGGAGGUUAGCUUUAGGCAAGUAAAGUUAUGUUCAUUGGGUUUGGGCAAGUAAAGUCACAUAUGUUAGCUUUAGGCAGAUAAAGUUAUGUACAUUAGCUUUAGGCAAAUAAAAUGAUAGCUUUGGCAAGUAAAGUUACCCAUGUUAGCUUUAGGCAAAUAAAUUUACGUAGAUUAGCUUUAGGCAAGUAAACCUUGUCUUCCCAACAUCAUAGAAAUUUACAUUCCAAACCCCCAAGAAUCUAUGUUUUUAUUUAGGGAAUCAUGCUUUUCAUUUAAUUUUUUUCUUGUUCUUUUGAGCAAUUCAUCAUCCUGAGACUGAUUUCAAUUGUUGAGAUAGCUUGUUGAAACUAAAAAUAAAUGCAUAACAAAUAAAAUAAAAAAAAUAAGAAUGUUAUGUCAUGUAAUUGAUUAACUAACAGCAGUAAUUAUUUGUUUUAGUGCUUGAUGCAUCAGACAAACAGUUAUCACUUAUGGUUAGAAAUAUUUUUUAAAAUUCAUAUAAGAAUGAUUUACUCUCAACAAUCAUCAAUAACCCUUAGAAAGGCACUGACUGUAUGUUAUGACUGCAUUUCACACGGUGUGUAAAAUGUAUCAUUAUCAGCUCCUUUGUAAAUUCUGGGUUCUUUAAAUUCUUUUGCUAAUGAUUCUGCAUUCUGCAUUAAACACCAACCACUUAAAAGGUCUGUAAC